AUGUUUCAUUCAUCACUUGUCUCUUCUCAUAGGGUUCAUAUUGGAGAGAAACCAUAUAAAUGUAAUGAAUGUGGGAAGAGUUUCUGCUGGAGCGUACACCUUACUCGACAUCAGAGAUUUCAUACUGAAAAGAAAUCUUAUAUAUGUAACUAUUGUGGGAAGGCCUUCUUCAAGAGUCAAGUACUGAUUCAACAUCAAAGAAUUCACACUGGAGAGAAACCCUAUGAGUGUCAUGAAUGUGGGAAGACCUUCCGCCAAAGCAUACACCUUAUUCAGCAUCAGAGAAUUCACACUGGAGAGAAACCUUAUGAAUGCAACACAUGUGGAAAGACCUUCCGCCAUAAAACAGGACUUAUUGAACAUCAGAGAAUUCAUACUGGAGAGAAACCUUAUGAAUGUAGUGAGUGUGGGAAGGCCUUUAGUCAGAGCACGCAACUUAAUGUACAUCAGAGAAGUCACAAAAGAGAGAAACCAUAUAAGUGUAAUGACUGUGGAAAGACUUUCUGCCAGAGCAUACAACUUACUCAGCAUCAACGGAUUCACACUGGGGAGAAACCUUAUAAAUGUAAUGAAUGUGGGAAGAACUUUACUCAGAAGUCUGGAUUUGCCUACCAUCUGAGAAUUCAUACUGGAGAGAAACCUUAUAAAUGUAAUGAAUGUGGAAAGACCUUCCGCCAAAGCAUACAUCUUAUUCAACAUCAGAGAAUUCAUACUGGAGAGAAACCUUAUGAAUGUGAUACAUGUGCCAAGACCUUCCGCCAUAAAACGGGACUUAUUGAACAUCAGAGAAUUCAUACUGGAGAGAAGCCAUAUGAAUGUAAUGAAUGUGGGAAGGGCUUCUGCCAGAGCAAACAACUUGUUCAACAUCAGAAAAUUCAUACUGGACAGAAACCUUAUCAAUGUCAUGAAGGUGGGAAGACUUUUCAUCAGAAUAUACAACUCACUCAGCAUCAAAGUAUUCAUACUGGAGAGAAACCUUAUUAAUGUAAUGAAUGUGGGAAGACUCCACCAGAGCAUACAACUUAACAUCAAAGGAUUCAUAGUGGAGAAAAACUUUAUAAAUGUAACAAAUGUGGGAAGGACUUUACUUGAAAGUCUGGAUUUGCCUACCAUCUGAGAAUUCAUACUGGAGAGAAACCUUAUAAAUAUAAAGAAUGUGGGAAAACCUUCCUUCUAAUCCUCAACAUUAGAGGAUUCCCAAUGGAGAGAAAAGUCAUGAAUGUAGUAAAUGUAGGAAGGUCUUCUGGGAGAUUACACAGCUUAUUCAACAUCAGAAAAUUCACAUUGGAGAGAAACCCUUUCGAUGUAAUGCAUGUGUGAAGGCUUUUUGCCAAAGUCCACCUUAUAUAACAUCAUAAAGUUCGUUCUAAAGAGAAACCUCACAAAUAUAAUGAAUGUGGGAAGACCUUUCAUCAGAGAAAGGAACUUACUCAACAUCAAAGGAUUCAUACUGAAGAGGAACGUUAUAAAUGUAAAGAACAUGGGAAGACUUUCCAUUGGAGAAACGAACCUACUUGCUGUGAAACUAUUAACACUGGCAAGAUCUGUGAAUAUAAAGUCUUGUGAAGGUAAUAAACAUCAGAGAAUAACAGGAUCUCAGGGUUGGAAAGAAACUCGGGGGUUAUCUAACUGAUAACUGAAGAAGCCUCCCUUUUUCAGCAUGCUUGUCAAGUGCUCAUCUAGGCUUUUCUUGAAGACUUCCAGUGAGGGGGAACCCGCUACCUCAUGAGACAGCCCACCCUACUUUUGGGUAGCUCUAAUUGUGUACCAGAUGGCAUUGUAUACUUUUAUAAAUAUGUCAUGUAAUUUACAUUAUAAAUAUUUAAAGGUACUCAUAUAAAUAUGCCACAUAGUAUAUUUAUAUAAAGACAGGUUUUUAAAAAGGGUCUCUGAGUUUCAGACGUAGAGUGGCCUUUCCAUGGCACCAGAAUCCCUUAUUUGUCCUUAUGUGUUUGCUAACACCCAAGUGCUAACCCAUCGAGGGAUGUGAUGAGAAAGAUCAGACUGCUGAGCUGGUUCUCUGACAAUGAACUCGAUUGCAUCUAAAAGUACCUUUCCAGGGUUGAGGGACAGCUAGGUGCUGCCACAGUGAAUGGAGUUCUGGGUCUGGAAUCUGGAAGACUUGAAUUCAAAUCCAUCUCAGACGUUUACUAGCUGUAUGACCUAGGUCUUCCCCUGCCUGUUCACUGUAAAAAUGGGGGUAAUAACAGCACCUCCCUGCUAUGGUUGUGUUGGGGAUUAGAUGAGAUCAGUGUAGAGAGCUCAGCAUAGCAUCUGAAACAGCAAGCACUAAGUGCUCGUUUGUUUGUUCUGACCUUGCCAGAUCAGAUCCAUGAUGCUGGGAGCUCUCUGUCCAGUUAGUCUCCUCCUCAGAAAGAUUACCCAGCCCCACUGCCUAGAAAUAGAAAUACAAGCUCCUCCUCCUAGAUAUCUUCUGCUACUUAAAAAAAAUUACCUUCAGUGUUAUUUUGUGAUCUUCAGGCCAUGGUGCUCCCCAUGAUACUGAACUUGAACCCCAUCCAGCUGUCGAUGAGAUGCAGUUGGCAGGAUCAUCAAGACCCUCAGAAGGGUUCCAUCUUAUUGAUUAGAGCCAAAGAGGAAAGAAAAAAAAACCAAACUAUUGCCUAGGCGACCAUAGAUAUGCAGGGUGAACCCAAUGUCUUAGUCCAGAUUUGAACAAUUAAAACUUCAUGAUGGCUUCCUGUUUUUGAGGCAUUACUCACUUAAAGCCAUAGGAAAGUUUCUGGGACCCACAGUGACAGAGGAAGCGGUUGGGCUGGCUGUGCCCACCAUUCAACUUUAGUUUGACCUUCAGGUAAUUGAGGUAGCAGGAGUGGAGUUGGAGUAUGGUGUGGGAUGAAUCAAGGAGGUGUUGGGGGCUGCUAAUAGAUCUCACUUUCUGUACCCUACAACCUGAUUGUGAUGAGUAGAUGGAUGUUGAGGCCGUGGAGAGAAGCAGCUAAUGCAUAGGAAAGCAGCAGAAAGUCAACUGCUGGAGAGAAAUCUGAAGGAGGAACCACCAAUUUUAAAGGCAACCUUUCCAGGAAAGACUCUCCCGUGAUGCAACCCUGACCUUGCCACAAAAUCAAUGGCAGCUAUUUUGUUUCUCUGAAAAGUUAUCUAACAAAGUUAGCUGCUAUUAGGUGUUUUCACUUGAGUUCUUUGGCCUAUGGCCAAACCAAUACCUAUUUAAUGAGAAAACUGUCUUCUCUUUAUUUAGUCAUUUUAGGAAGAUAGGAUUUUUUUUUUUCAAUAAGGAAACCUUUCUUUUAAAAAUUAUUCAUUUUUAGUAGUUUUUUUCUUCAAAUUUUGAGUCCCAAAUUCUCUCUCUACAGUCCCUCUCCACCCACUGAAUAGGCAAACAAUAUAGUAUCAAUUAUACAUGUAAAGUCGUGAAAAAAUUUUCAUACAAAGCUAUGUCACAAAAAUUAAAAAUGAAGAAAAAUAAAGUGAAAAAAGUGUGCUUUAACUUACAUUACGAGUCUAUCAGAUCUCUUUCUGGAAGAAGAUAGCAUUUUUUAUCAUGAGUCCUUUGGAGUCAUUUUGGAUCAUUGUGAUAGAGUAACUAAGUCUCAUCAUAACAAUAUUGCUGUUACUAUGUACAAUAUUCUGGUUCUACUCACUUCAUUCUGCAUCAGUUCAUAUAAGUCUUCCCAUGUUUUCUGAAGCCAUCAGUCAAGAAACCUCUUAUGUAACUCAAGUCAGAUGGGACAUUUCUAUUUGGUUUUCCAAAUUAAGAGGAGAAUGAAUUUUGACUUUAAUAUGCUGAAUGAAAUAGCCUAGUAAAGGUGUGUAUACACCCUUUGUGUGACCAAAGUUACACACAUCUUUAUUAAAUUGAGAAUCAUCUUGUGGAAAUAAUUGUGCAUUAAUGCACCAGAUCAGAGAACAUUCUCACACUUCAUCCUCUCCCCGAGAAGACCCUAUUGUGACAGAGAUAGAAUUAGGUCACAAGAGUUGGGCCAUUGAUUGUCUUUUGCUUCAACCUAAUAGAAAAUCAUUCAUGUUUUCAACAUGUAAACCCGUCCUGUAGGCCAAGAAUGGAACAGGUAUUUGGAUUAAAUACAAGCAAGCAAGACAUUACUUGUCCUCUUGGAGCUUACAUUUCAAUGGGGAAGACUAUAUACAUACAUAUAUAAAUAUAUAUAUAUCAGGGAUCAAUGUGUUAGAACAAUUGAUUGCCAUGUCCUUAAAGAUAGUUGUCUUUAAAUGGUAGUAUUGAUCUGAUUACAGUUCUCCAACUAGGUUAGAAUAGGAAAUGGAGCUAUGUAUAAUAUGAAAAUAGUUUUGAAAGGGCCUGGAGCACUUGAGAUUGAAUAAGAUAUGGAGAUAUAUUUACUAGUCAGAGCCCAGAGUCAUAAUGAUGGGACUUCAGUUGCAUACGGGUACAGGCUGGAGAGCGUAUCAUGGGUUUGUAAAAACUUUGGAUGUUUUAUUAAGAAAAUUAUAAGUUGCCAUAUUUAAAUAUAACCCUGCUUCUGCGAUUUUUCUAUACAGAGAACUCAAUUGUAGGGAGGGAAUCUUACUUACCCAUCCUGUAUCCUUCCCUCUCCAGAGUCUAGAAUAUUAGGGAUUGCUAUGGGAGUUUUGAUGAGACUUCAUUGUGUUCAUGGGCAGAUAUGAAGAAGCUUUAUGGAAAUUAAAAUUAAGAUGCAUAAAAGAAAGGAUGGAUGAUGGAAUAACAAUAACAAGAGAUAAAAGAAGGGUUCAGGGACUGGAGUUAGCUUUUUGAGAAGAAUAGAGUUAUUUCUAAAAGCAAGGAGGAGAGCAAGAUAAUGCUAUAAGUGAUUAUUGAUUAUGAAUUACUGAUUACAAUAGAAUCUGUGAACAAUAACUGGACAGUUAUUCUAAACUGAUUGAUAUAAAAUCUCUGAGUUGGAGUUACAAGAAUUAGUUACAGGGUCUUUAGAAAUAGGACAAAAUAAAUAGCAGACUAUACCCAUUUCAUGAAUGUAUUAAGUCACAAUAGCUUUCAGACAUUAGCUGGACUUUCAUUCCCAGGCCUAAAAUCUCCAUUCCAGGCCAACUAAAGAAAGAAACCAUCCUGAGUUUAGAUCCUGGAAUAUUAAUACUGCAUGUUAAGGACAAUGGACCCUUAAAUCUUGGAUCUUCAGACUGCAGUUUAAAGCAUUUUUGCAUUUAAGAGGUUGAUCUGCAGGGACUUUGCCAUUCAUAACUAACACCAGUGUGGGGGAAAAAAAGUCACCCCAGAUGAUCAAAAAGAGAAACUGAGGCAAAGCUCCAAGCCCAAGACACACUUUGAGCAGUCUGGCUUCCCUUCUAGUUGAAGUUCCCCAGACCUCCUCCUUGAUCUGAGGUGCCUCCUUCCCUCAGGGCUCUAUUUUUAUAGGGUUACAAAUAUGUUUUAAAAACCAAAACCAAAACAAACAAAAAAAACCCCCCAGCAUUUCAUUGGUUGCCAUAGGGUAAAAUAUGGCCAUCAGCAGGAUCCAGAGGUUUCCAAAUGGGCAGUGGUUGGGCAAGGGGCACAUUCUGCUAAUCAUGAGCUAGAUGAGCCUCUCUUGGGUUGGGCAAGCAGGGGAACUUACUUAGGGGCUGUCCAUUAUGCCAGCAUGGAAUGAGGGUGAAAAGAAAAGAGAUACUUUCUCAUGCUAUUGUAGUUACACAAGUAGGCCUCAUGCCUGGUACACAAGUAAUUUCUAUUUUAUAAACAUGAGGUCUGCAUCUAUAUUUCUGUAGAACUUAUAUAAACUAUGAAUUAUUCUUAUACUUACUACUAGAUGAUUGCCUAUUGGUACUAAGUGAAUAAUUACUAACAGUCAUUGCCCUCCAAAAUCAUAAUGGACUGAUUAAGGUUUGAGUAGGAGUGCCCAAUAAAUCAGCUUUCUCAUCAGUUAUUGUCUUUGGUGUUUGGAGCAAGGUCCUGAGACUUCUUUGUGAGCCAUCACAGACAUAAUUAGCCCUCAUAAGCUUCCCUUCCCUUUUCUGUCUUUUAAUAAAAAUCAUUUUUUUGCUACUA
Molecule: messenger RNA, 5980 nt
Organism: Sarcophilus harrisii (Tasmanian devil)
Lineage: Eukaryota; Metazoa; Chordata; Mammalia; Dasyuromorphia; Dasyuridae
Product: zinc finger protein 135-like
Exons: 2
Coding region: 1-984 (327 amino acids)
Biological process (GO): regulation of transcription by RNA polymerase II
Molecular function (GO): RNA polymerase II cis-regulatory region sequence-specific DNA binding; DNA-binding transcription factor activity
Source: RefSeq, a predicted model, not a curated record